UUUCCAAUCAUCCAGCCUUUCAUCCCCAUCCAAAGCUUUGAGCGAAACAUUUUGGUCCAGUUCGAACCGGAUAAAUUGGAAGAUAUAAUUCUCUCGGAGAUUACAACUCAUUGUGCCUAAUUCUACCAACAAAGGAUUACUUCCAACAGUCAACAAUUCCACAGAGCAUCAUGCCUAAACGCCAAACCAAAAACUCCAAAAGCUCCAAUAAUCGUCGCCGUCGCCAACAGCACAUCAAGCUGCCUAGCAAUUACAACCGGUUCCUAUGCCGUUUAUGUGUACGUCCGCAUCCGUUACGCGUCUGUCGCAAGUUCCUCGCGGUGAACAUGAAGGAACGUCUGGACGCCGUAAAAACGCAUAAAUAUUGUCAGAACUGUUUAGCUCAUGACCACUCCAAAGGAACAUGCAUUUCGAAACGCGGUUGUCGUCAUUGCAGCAAAUUCCACCACACCCUUCUCCAUAUCAACCCCCGGCUUUUGAAAGAUUUCGGCAUAAGUCCAACCCGCUCCAACUCUCGAUCUCGUUCUCCGUCGCCUAGACCCUCGACUUCGCAAGCUGCUCGAAAAAAAUUAGCUGCUCCAACGACUUCGGCAACUACAUUAACGUCGCUCCUACGACAGAAUAGCGUAAUUCUAUUGCCGACGGUUUUAGUGAAGAUUGGCUCCACGAAUACCCAUGCGCGCUGUCUCCUGGAUUCUGGCUCUACUGUCAGUCGCAUCUCAAAGAGAAUUGUCAAAACAUUGCGACUAACAACUUUGACAAUGGAGAAUGAAACCGUAUGUCCUGCAACACUCAAAUCCAAAUUCGAUUCUGAGUCCAAGAUCGAGGGCAUUUUCCGGGUUGACAAUCGGAUUUCUAGUAAAACUCCCAUAAACUCAUUGCCAGUGAAUUUUAAGCAACAUUUCCGAGAUUUGUUCUUAGCGGACCCUAAAUUCUUCGAAUCCGCUGGAAUUGACGUCAUCAUCGGCGUUGAUUUGUAUCCGAAGGUGAUGAGAGAGGGUGUUUUUACCAAAACAGGGUUGCCAACGGCGCAAAGUACCAUCUUUGGAUGGACCAUUUACGGCGCGUGUCUCACAUGAACAAUAUACCACAUGCACUUGUAUAUUCGAUAAAGCAAAAUAAAACCAAAACAAACGAACACAAAUAUUUUAUUAAUUGAAUUUUCCAAUAAAAUAUAUUCAUUGAAUUCCAUAUAUCCAUAUAUUUCCAUUUAUUUCCUUUUGCAACAAAUAUUGUUAUUUAUUCUUUUCCUUUCUAUAGCACAGAUGUCCAAAGGAAUCAACUUACUAAUAUUAACAUUAAGAUUUCCUAACCUCACAACUAUAUUUUGUAAUUCCUUCUAGCAGAAAUAAGUAUUUUACGACAAUCCUUAUUCCUUUUUUCCAUAGUUUGUAUACUGCAAGGCGGGCGGUAAUGUUUAUGCCAAACAACAAUUGUCCAUUUAUUCAUAAUCUCCCCGCAAAUUCCUAUUUCUUAUGACAUAUAUCGAUACUGAAUGCUAUGA
This is a messenger RNA of Lucilia sericata (common green bottle fly), 1504 nucleotides long. RefSeq lists its product as uncharacterized. Bases 171 to 1079 code for a protein of 302 amino acids. The transcript is spliced from 2 exons. The record is from RefSeq and is a predicted model, not a curated record. Lineage: Eukaryota; Metazoa; Arthropoda; Insecta; Diptera; Calliphoridae.